AUGAUCGGGAACCUAGAAGCGCUUGGGGCUGCCGUUUCUCCCAGCCGCAGCGCAAAGAACGCACUCUCUCGCGUAGACAAGGGUCACAUCUCGUGCGAGCUAGACGUCUGGCCGACCGAGGUCGGCACCCCGCUCGGGGAAGCCAGCCCCUCCUCUACCGUGCCCCAGAGUCCCCACGACUCCGAUGCCAAGGAAGACCAGGAGGUGCCGGGCGUCAGCGGGAGCUCGGCCGAGUGGUCCAUCCAGCCCAACAUGAUCUCCAGCAGCACCACACACUCCACCGACCCCGCUGGCGAGCUGGCUGCCGCGCUGAGCGAGCGGAACGCCCUGCGCUCGCAGCUGGCCGACGCAGAGACCGACUUUGGCGAGGCCGGUAACCGCAUCUUCCUACUCAAGGCCCGGCUGGCAGAGGAGAAGCUGGCUCUGGACGACGAUCUCGAUGCCCUGAAGUACCAGGGGGCCAACCACGCCCAGCUUGAGAAGCUGGUCAGUCACACCACCGCCUGCCUGGAGGACGCCAAGGCCGAGCUGGUGGCGGUGCACAGCAUGCUCGCCGCAGCACAGCAUGCUCGUGGCGAGGCCCUGGCUGCAGCAGCUCCCGAUCCCGGCGCGGGGGUGGGGGGCACCAGGCGGGAGGUGGAGCGCUAUCGCCGCAUCUUCUCCUAUGCUGCUGCCAAGCAGAGGCUCGUCACCGUGGUGAAGGCCAUCGUCCCUGUCAAGAAGCCCGUCUGUCCCCCCUCGCCCGCCCACGACGCCACGCCCGCACAGACCAAGCGCUUCAGCUGGUCCAGGCUGUCCUGCUUCCGCAAGCCCCUGCUCCAGGCAUGA
This is a messenger RNA of Auxenochlorella protothecoides, 828 nucleotides long. RefSeq lists its product as hypothetical. The transcript has 3 exons. NCBI's taxonomy places the organism in Eukaryota, Viridiplantae, Chlorophyta, Trebouxiophyceae, Chlorellales, Chlorellaceae. The record is from RefSeq and is a predicted model, not a curated record. Bases 1 to 828 code for a protein of 275 amino acids.